Molecule: messenger RNA, 1413 nt
Organism: Gadus macrocephalus (Pacific cod)
Lineage: Eukaryota; Metazoa; Chordata; Actinopteri; Gadiformes; Gadidae
Gene: cltrn
Product: collectrin, amino acid transport regulator
Exons: 7
Coding region: 195-854 (219 amino acids)
Source: RefSeq, a predicted model, not a curated record
CCACCGGACGACUGGUCAGACCUGAACAGACGCACGGACAGACCACAGCAUUCCCUGUCUGCUCCCCUGAAGCACCUCCUCACCUCUCCUCCUCACCUGAAGCACCUCCUCACCUGAAGCACCUCCUCACCUCUCCUCUUCACCUGCUCCUCCUCACCUGCUCCUCCUCAGCUCUCCUCCUCCACCUCCUCAUCAUGCUGGGAGCGUUGCUGGUGCUACUGGGAACCACAGCCUGCCUUGCUCAGGACCUCUGCACGAAUGAGACGUCUGAAGGCUUCAAGGUCCGACUCAGCAUCAAAACCGCCCUGGGACAGCAAGCUUAUGUCUGGAAUGAGAGCGAGAUGUUUCUGUUCCGGGCCACUCUGGCCUUCGCCAUGAGACAACACUUCAAGAACAACCAGUACAAUGUGUCCAGCAUCCUGGUGUGUAACGAGACCCAGCGGGUGUCCUUCCACUUCGUGGUCCUGGACCCCUCGGACUCCACUCAGCUGAUUCAGAAGACGGCGGUGGAGGCGGCAGUGAGGAAGUCCAGACAUCGCAUCAACAGCGCCUUCCUGCUGAGCGACAGCACGCUGGAGUUCCUGCAGAUCCCGCCCACCCUGGCCACGCCCUACAGCCCGGCCACGCCCCCCUGGCUCAUCGCGUUCGGCGUGGUGAUCGGCGCGGUGUGCGCCGGGAUCAUUGUGAUGCUGGUGUCCUCGCUGCUGGGGAGGGGACGUCCGAAGAAGGGGAAGGGCGAGGACGAGGACGAAGAGGAGGGCGGCGGGGUCGGCCAGAACGGCAUCGCGUGCGACCCGCUGGACGGCGCGUGCAACAGGGGCUUCUCCGACGACGACCGCCUCACCCAGAUGUAGCCCUCGGCCGGUGUGAAUAUUCACUCCAGCAGAACACUGCUGGUGUGAAUGACAGCCACCCUGAGUCCUGUCAAUAACAGCCAUCCUGAGACCUGUCAAUCACAGACAUCCUGAGACCUGUCAAUGACAGCCAUCCUGAGACCUGUCAAUCACAGCCAUCCUGAGACCUGUCAAUAACAGCCAUCCUGAGACCUGUCAAUCACAGACAUCCUGAGACCUGUCAAUCACAGCCACCCUUCAAUUACUGUUCCACAAGUAUUGUAAUGAUGAAUUAAGUGUAAUGAACUAUAUUAAUUUAUGUAGUCUGUAACCCAGGGUGGGGUCAGCCAGUCUAAAUCAGCAGUUUAAACCUUUCGCUGCCCCCAUGAAUAACACAAUGCAACUGCGCCCCUCAAUGUGUGCAUACAGAGAGGGGCCAAUAGCAGUGAUAUUACAGCACAGAAAAUAGGAAAAUCACUUUCUGAAAAGGAUAUUCAAUAUUAAAUGUACAAUACUUGUUUUACUUGUAGACUGGUUUUUUCAUUGUAAAGAAAUUAAAUAAUAAACAGCAUUCCUAUUU